CAAAAAUCACACCUUCCAAUAUUAAGGAAAUGAUCUCAUCUGUUCUUGUAUUCGUAAUUUUAGCAGCUGCCUCUACAAGAAACAACAAAGAUGUAAGCUUUGAAAACUGGAGUAGUUACAAGCCUGGUGACAGGAUCUUCUAUUUUCCCGGGGAUGAUGGUAAAAUACACAAAAUUGAUUCCUGGAAACAAUUAGAUAGAGAUUUUAUCACAGUAACACCCCCAUCUGCACGAAACAACAAACAUGUAAGGUUUGAAAACUGGAAGGGUUACAAGAAUGGUGACAGGAUCUUCUAUUUUCCCGGGGACAAUGGUAAAAUAUACAAAAUCGAUUCCUGGGAACUAAUCGAUAGAGAUGCAAUACGCAACUACACUAGCUGGCCAGUCAAUAACGAGUAUUGGUUGUACUCAAGGUCGAAUGCAAAGGAAAAACAGAUUCUGAUAAUGGGGAAUAAAUCGAGUGUCAAAAAUUCAAAUUUCGACCAGAACAAACCUACCGUCUUCACAGCUCACGGAUGGCUAGGUGACGGUAACACUGAAAUAAAUAAACUUCUUACUAAAGUGUUCCUUAAAGACGCUGAUGUUAACGUCAUAGUCCUUGAUUGGAGUGGACUGUCCAAGAUGGGAUAUGUGACAGCAAAGGAGUCAGUCCCGAAGGUGGGCCGAAUGUACGGGCAGUUCAUUUACUGGCUACAUCAAGACUUUCACAUGUCCUUGCAGAAUAUCCACCUAGUGGGCCAUAGUCUGGGUGGCCACUUGGUUAGCAGCGCGGGGAGAGAGCUUAGUGGGGCUGCACGGAGAAUAACAGCCCUCGACCCAGCUGGUCCUCUAUGGUAUUAUGAUAAGCGUCGUCUAUCCAGAAGAGACGCAUACUACGUCGAGGUCAUCCACACGAACGCCUACAUGGCCGGCUACCACAAACCUUGUGGCCACUCCGACCACUACCCUAACGGAGGCUCGUUCAUGGCCGGCUGUCAUGUUUUGGACUUGAUUUGUCAUCAUUCCAGAUCCUGGAAAUAUAUGGCGGCCAGUGUUGAGCACAAUAAGUUUCUAGCUAAUAGAUGUUCAAAUGUAUGGGAAGCGUUUCACAAUCGGUGUUCUGGGACUGGAGAGCUGAUGGGCAAUAGUUUUAUCACAAAGAAACAAUCUGGACUUUAUAGAAUAAACACACUUGCAGAUUAUCCUUACAUCGACACAAAGUUUGUUGAGAGAGAGGAUAUGUGGAGGAUAUAUUAG
Cydia strobilella is the source of this 1235-nucleotide messenger RNA. RefSeq names its product lipoprotein lipase-like. The transcript has 6 exons. NCBI's taxonomy places the organism in Eukaryota, Metazoa, Arthropoda, Insecta, Lepidoptera, Tortricidae. Gene Ontology annotation, molecular function: lipase activity. The record is from RefSeq and is a predicted model, not a curated record. Bases 30 to 1235 code for a protein of 401 amino acids. Gene Ontology annotation, biological process: lipid catabolic process.